Molecule: messenger RNA, 957 nt
Organism: Lachancea mirantina
Lineage: Eukaryota; Fungi; Ascomycota; Saccharomycetes; Saccharomycetales; Saccharomycetaceae
Source: the annotation of a GenBank genome assembly
AUGUCCGCCAACAGUAUCAAAUUACUUGCAGGAAACUCGCAUCCUGAUCUUGCGGAGAAAAUCUCGAAGGUUUUGGGAGUUUCUCUGUCAAAAGUCGGAGUUUAUCAGUAUUCGAACAAAGAAACUUCGGUGACCAUUGGCGAAAGUAUUCGUGAUGAAGACGUUUACAUUAUUCAAACGGGUACGGGACAGCAAGAAAUCAACGAUUUUUUGAUGGAAUUAUUGAUUAUGAUUCAUGCCUGUCGUACUGCGUCUGCCAGGAGAAUCACUGCUGUUAUUCCAAAUUUCCCAUACGCGAGACAGGACAAAAAAGACAAAAGCCGGGCACCCAUCACCGCGAAACUGAUUGCCAAUCUUUUGGAAACGGCUGGAUGUGACCAUGUUAUUACCAUGGACUUGCAUGCUUCUCAAAUUCAAGGUUUCUUCCACAUUCCAGUGGACAAUCUUUACGCUGAGCCAAGUGUCCUCAAUUACAUCAAGACCCACACAGACGUCCACAACGCGAUUCUUGUGUCUCCAGAUGCCGGUGGAGCGAAAAGAGUCGCCUCAAUCGCGGACAAACUUGACCUGAAUUUCGCUUUAAUUCACAAAGAGAGACAGAAGGCCAACGAAGUUUCUCGAAUGGUUCUUGUGGGUGACGUGAGAGGCAAGUCCUGUUUGCUGGUCGAUGACAUGGCAGACACCUGCGGAACGUUGGCUAAGGCUUCCGAGGUUCUUGUUGACAAUGGUGCUAAAGAGGUUAUUGCGGUAGUCACACACGGGAUCUUUUCAGGCUCGGCCAAAGAAAAAUUACGCGCUAGCAAACUGUCCAGAAUAGUGUGCACUAAUACCGUUCCCGUGGAUUUGGAUCUUCACAUUUUGGAUCAAAUUGACAUCAGCCCAACUCUGGCCGAAGCCAUCAGGAGAUUGCAUAAUGGUGAAAGUGUCUCUUACUUGUUUACUCAUGCCCCUGUGUAA